Messenger RNA from Cicer arietinum (chickpea), 924 nucleotides. RefSeq lists its product as uncharacterized. The record is from RefSeq and is a predicted model, not a curated record. NCBI's taxonomy places the organism in Eukaryota, Viridiplantae, Streptophyta, Magnoliopsida, Fabales, Fabaceae.
CAGUACUAACACUGGUAUCAGAGCACCGAUCCUGGUGCCCUGAAUUCCACGCUUGGAGUUGCUGCGAUGAGGACGAGAAGCAUGGCGAGAGCCAAUGACGAUUGGGAACAGGAACGUGAAGAGAUGAAAACUCGACUUGAGUUUGCAGAAGCUCUGGCGAAGAAACAUGAGGAUCAAAUCGUUGAUUUGUUGAUGAAAUUUGGCUCGAAUCGUGAACAGGGUAGUCCGUUUCAGGAAGGAACUGGAAGUAAUGGAGGUCACAGUGAAGAAGUUCAUCGUAGGGAGAAAUGGCAGAAAUUGGAGAUCCCAAUUUUUGCGGGGGAAGAUGCUUUUGGAUGGACACACAGAUUGGAACGAUACUUUUUGUUAAAGGAGGUAACCGAGGAAGAAAAGAUGCAAGCUACAGUCAUGGCUCUAGAAGGAAAAGCGUUGAGUUGGUACCAUUGGUGGGAGAAAUGCAACCCUAACCCUAAUUGGGAAGGUUUUAAGAUUGCUGUGGUACGUAGAUUCCAACCUUCAAUGGUUCAGAAUCCUUUUGAGCAAUUGUUAUCCUUGAAACAAACAGGCACCGUAGAUGAGUAUGUCGAGAAUUUUGAAAAAUACGUGGGAGCCAUGAGAACCAUUGAUCAAGAAUUUGUGAGAGGAAUAUUCUUGAAUGGACUCAAACAGGAGCUACAAGCUGAGGUAAAAUUGUAUGAGCUUAACUCCUUAUCAGAAAUGAUUCAAAAAGUUAUAUUGAUUGAACAAAAGAACAUGUUAGUCAAUAUGAAAAAUGGUUAUAGUUAUGCUUCUAGAACUAACGGCAAUUCACGUAGCAUGCCCUAUUCUAAAACAAUAACCCUAGAAUCAAAGUUGAGUUCAGAUCAGAAAAGCAGUAAGUACUAUGAGUGGGACUGGCCAGAGUCAAAGUGUGGAAAGUGUUAA